UGCAUUAUUACACUCCAGAGGACUGACUGUACUGCCGCAGCUCUCCUCCUGCUCUCCCCUCUCCCCACCUGUGUUGGUUCAGCUGCUGCCUGUGCAGUUUUGCAGUCAAACACCGAGCAUCAAGUGAUUUCAGCACAGUCUUCAGUUGGAAAAAAUGAGAGAUCCGCAACCUGCAAAUAAUUCUGCUCUGCAGAAGGAUGGAUUUGAUCCUAAGGCAAAAGGUUUUCACCUUUAUGAUGCACUUCAAGUUCCCAAACAACUCAUCAGCAAAACCUUGUGCAACAAUGCUCCUGCUGAAUCCAUGGGUCUGAAGGACUGGCUGUGUGCCCUGUGUUGCGUCAGGCUGGGGUGCAUUGACCACCCAAAAAACGAGAAGCAGCCUUUAGUCACUAAUAACAACAAUAAUAUCCAGACCUACUCCACGAGUAUAGUCCACGAUGAUGAGAGAAACCUGUGGAGCUCGCCCCAUGACCUGUCUCACACGGAGGCUGUGGAUGAUCGCAUGCUGCACUCUUGGAUUCAGACUAGGUCCCAACUGGAGAAAGACUCUGAAGAAUGGCAGAAACUCAACUAUGAAAUUUACACCUUGAGACAAGCAAGACGAGAAGUGAGAACAAGAUGGAGGAAGAUACUGGAGGACUUGGGUAUGCUCUAUGAAAAGUUGAAACUUAGCUUAAGUCCUAAGAGUUCUUUAAAUGGUCCAAAGAACAUGAAAAAGGCCAUGGACAUGCUUUUGCGACUUGUGGAUGAGACGACCAUCUUUCCAGCUGGAUGGGACUUGCCAGAGAGAUACCUCUAUAUUAUGGACCGGCUGAUAUGUCUUGAUGCAGUCGAAGACUUCCUUAACAUUGCCUACAAGAAAUAUCCCAAAACACACAUGGAAACCGGUUCAAUAAUAAACAAGUGAAGGUCUUUGCCUCCCAGCCAAGCUCAGAGCAUGAGAGACAUCUGUAUCACCAGGCCUUGUUUUCAUUGUCUAAGCUGUGAGUGAUGAUACAUGUCAAUGUUAACUUCUUGGUCUGAUUCUCAGAAUGAAUGUCUCUCAGUACCAAAUGAUGUGGAGUGAAUGGCCAAAUGCCAGAAAAGACCUCAGCACUGAAUCUCAUAUUUGUAUCAAAGAUGAGCUUUCAAUUCCUCCACAGCAAAUGUUCAUUUUCUUCUUGCUCAUGAACUGUUUGACAGACUUUCGUACAACCUAUCAAAGCUUCCUCAGACUUGAUGUUUCAAUCUUUAGAACCAUGUGUUUUCUGGAAGUAUGUAGAUGUGGGAUCUGGUA
Molecule: messenger RNA, 1276 nt
Organism: Nanorana parkeri
Lineage: Eukaryota; Metazoa; Chordata; Amphibia; Anura; Dicroglossidae
Product: melanoregulin-like
Exons: 7
Coding region: 155-907 (250 amino acids)
Biological process (GO): melanosome transport; melanocyte differentiation
Cellular component (GO): melanosome
Source: RefSeq, a predicted model, not a curated record